Anopheles stephensi (Asian malaria mosquito) is the source of this 7063-nucleotide messenger RNA. RefSeq lists its product as uncharacterized. Bases 381 to 6893 code for a protein of 2170 amino acids. Lineage: Eukaryota; Metazoa; Arthropoda; Insecta; Diptera; Culicidae. Gene Ontology annotation, molecular function: microtubule binding. The transcript is spliced from 10 exons. Gene Ontology annotation, biological process: microtubule cytoskeleton organization. Gene Ontology annotation, cellular component: cytoplasmic microtubule; cilium. The record is from RefSeq and is a predicted model, not a curated record.
AAUUUAAAGUAACACCAGCACUGCCAUAGUGAGCCAAAAGUCUUUCGACGCAUGCCCACCACCGGUAGUGGUCCAAACGAUCCCUUGGCCAUCGGUAUGAAAUGCUGUUAUGUGUCAGUUGUAUUUAUUCCGAACACCGGGUUAUUCAAAGCCGAGCCGAGAAGCGUAUCUUCAGUUUCGAUUUACAAUUACUACUGUUUGGUUCGUCGUUUCCAAGCCGAAGCGAAGAAGAUGGUUUGAUUGGCUGAGCAGACCCACUUUGGGGAAGCGAAGAAUCACCACAGGGCAGGUGAUCUCCCAACGGUGCAUAAGCGAUUGCCAGCGGAAAGAAAGGCGGACGGCAGUUUAAACGGCUUCAGUGCUCUAUCCUCUUGCAAAGCAUGUUUUUCCGUCGCGUAUUUGCUAAGAACGGAACGAGUUCGUCUAGCAGUGGAAACAGUGCAACCUCUUCGACAGGCAACACAGGCAUGCAUGCUGUACACAGUCUAGGUAUGUCCUCUGGUGGCGGCGGUGUGCCUACGGAAUCUCCAGCACGGUACCGGCGUGCGUUAAAUGUUGAGGACAACCAUCGCGUUUUGUCAGUGCUGCAGUUGACCCCUUUGUGGGAAUAUAUUAUUCGUAACAAUGAGCUCCCGGUCGGGCUUAACAUGAAUGAGCUGUUUCGCGAAUUUUUGGAACGGUUACAUGAUCCCGAGUUUCAAGUGCGUCAGCACGCUCUGCGUGUCCUAAUCGAUGUGAUCAUAGUGCUGCGGGAUGAAACGGACAUAUACUUCGCUCCGCUUCUUCCGCCCAUCAUCGACAAUCUUGGCCAUCCGUCGCCAGCAGUGCGGAAAGGCGCUUUGGACGUGCUAAAGGUGUACAUUGCACAAACGAAACUGCCCGAAACGGUUAUGCUGGAAAUCAUGAACUACGGAAUGGACCGUAAUCCGAAAGAUCCUCUCAGCAGCCGGUACAUCGUGGGGGUAAUGUUGGCUUUGCCUUCGCUUAUUCAACCCGCCAUUUUGACCGCGAAAAGGACCUUCAUCCUGCGAGCGGUAAUUAACGCACUCGGUGGGAAGAUGGUGCAGAUCACAUACCAAGAGAUUGCGCUUAAAAUUUUGCUCAAAAUUAAAAACACGAUCGGUUCGCGCGAAUUUUACGAGUGCAUCUCUGUAGCGUACCGGCGUGACUUUGAUUUGCUGUGCAACGUUUACGGUUUGCCGAAUCCUCCCAAAAGUCCUCGGCGCGAUCCAAUAGUUCCUCCCGGAGAGUUAUCGUUGGGGCAUGCAGAGAUGCGAAAGUCGUGGAAACCGACCGUGGCCCCCGGUGCGCCAACCCCACUGCAGGCUCUUUCCCCGAAAGCUCAGCGAUGGAAAUCGGGCAGCCACGGUGAAAUCUCACGCUCUACUGAGGUUAACGAUACACCCCGGUUGCGGCACCGCAUCGGGUCGGAUGAAAGACUUCCCCAGCACGACUAUAUCCUAAGCAAGGGUCCUGGCGGAGGUCCACUGUUGCGGCGCGUUAGCUUAGAGAAGAUCGACGAUUCGAAAGUGAUAAUGGAGACGGAGAUUAAGAUCAACAAGGAGUCGGUUACCAUGCGCAUCCUAGAGGCGGAAACGUCCAACUCGAACUCCAUCAGCGAGGAAAGCGAUGAAGACAAUGUCAACAAGCGCUUCGGUGUAGUGCGUGUGCUUACGGACAGUGAACUGGAGGACAGUGUUACGGUGAAAUCAAUCGGUGACCCGCAGCCAGCGAUGCAACAAGAUUUGCUGUACUCUUCCGACACGGAGUAUGUACGGAGAACGCCCCGCCGGGUACGGUUCGGUGGAGAAAUCGUGAAAAUGCGCACCCCAGACAGUGAUACCUUCGAUCAGAGCGACCAGGAUGCACUGACCCUCUCACAAACUUCGAACCAAUCCACACAGCUACUGUCCUCUUCCACGAUAUCGGACCGUACGUCUUCGACGGCAGCUCCUCCCCAGCGAUCCUCCUUAAAAUCGGCUUCCUCGUCUUCGGAACGUAGCAGCACGACAUAUGCAAAUUCCAUGAUGCGAAGACAGUACUCCCAAUCGGCAGACACCGAACGAUCGUCUCCCCCCAGCACAAUGGCAAUGUCUUCCGAGUUUAACAGCAGCAUCUCGGCAAAGCCUAGACCAUCGUCAGCAAAAUCCACCAUGGAAACCUCCGGCCUGAGCGAACUAAACUCUGGUUCCGAUCUAGAAGACAAUGAAUCACCGUUUGUGGCUUCAAACAAGGCGAUGGACGGAGGAGACAAUUACGAGCUACCUACAUCGCAACCGUCUUCGCGUCCUAAAUCAUCUCUUGCCCGGCCAAAGUCGGCGAAAACACCACCAUCCGAACCGGUAGAACCGCCUCAACCACCUGCACCUGCUAAAGCUGAAAGCAGUAGCGCCAGGCAACAGCUUACCGAAACGCCUGACAUUCAAAGUCGACCGGAACCGGAGCCGUUGGCAGCGCUCGCUUUGGACGCAAGUUCUAUUUUGGCAGACAAGAUUGAGGAGGUGAAACAAGCGAUACAGGGCAUCGAAAGCAAGAUAAGCAAUGUUGUUAUGCAAAAGGCAGAUUCUGUGGAUGCAGUACCGAAUCACACUACACCGAACCCCACUCCGAAGAAGCUGGAAUCGAACCUAUCGCUUGAGGUGCUGAUGAAAACUAACAACAACGAGAAUGCGGAAAAUCUCGAACGGGAUCCUUCCCAAGCCGAACACAACAAUAAAGAUUACACCAAGGAGCUCAAUAUCGAAAUUCCGAAGGAGGAAAAACUACAGAAUGCUCCUCCACCGUCUCCGAAACCUACCAACCAAACAGCAGCAGACAGUUCGGCCCAAUCCAAACCUGUUCCUAAAAUUGUACGAUCAGGCAUUCCUCGCCUAAAUACGAUGCCGUCACCAAAGACGAUGCGGAAAGCGCACGAGUCCAGCAGCAAUGCACCAAAGUCUCCAGCUGCUGGUAGUAGCGAUGCUGGCAAAGGUCAGCUCACCCCACAACCCAACAACGUUCGCGGCAGAACAUUAUUACGCAGCCGAUCGGCCACAUCUGCCUCGCUGAAACGUAGCGUGUACAUCAGUCCCUCAUCUCUUAGCCCCAAGCCCCACAGUGGUAUCGAGAUCAUACACAACCUGCUACGAAGUCCAUCCACGUCACCUCACAGAAACCGACGGAAAAGCUCCACCAUGAGUGAAAAAUCCCUCGAAUCGCUGGUUUCGAAUGAUAAGAACAACAACGCGCAGCUCAUAUCCAGUGUCAAUGAGGGUGUGGACGGUCGAACCGAUAAGUGCAUCAGCGUCAAUGAGGAUGAUAUUUUCGACGUGUUCGGCAAAACAAUUGCAACCCAAACGUCCGUCGACGAAUCGAGGGAAAUUCCGUUUGUGCCCUUUACUAGAGCGCCCUCCCGGUUGGCACUGGCACAAAUCGAUGUGAAUGGGAAUGAAAUCGGGAACGCCACGAGUCCGGUCGAGGGACAAGAAAAACUCGCAUCCUUUCCGCGAGACCGUAGCCAUUCUCCAAACAUGUCACGUCCGGGGUCACCUAAAUCGUCUCAAAAUCAACAAAUUGUCAGCUCAUGGGAGGAUCUCGGUAUCGUAGGUCGAGUCACUCUUCAUCAACUCAAAAGUCCGGAUUGGCGGAUGCGUUCGCAGGGGUUCUGUAGCAUCGAGGAAGCCCUUAAAUCAUCCGAUAAUCUUGCGAAAGUUCAACCAUACCUCGAAUCGCUCCUGCGGACACUGUUGUCCUCGGAACGAAAUCUCGAUGUCGUUGACGAUAAAGUGCGAAUGUUGGUCAACCUGGUGUCGCGGCUACCCCUUGAGAACCUGGAGGACCGAGUGGGACAAAUCAUGACCGGACUUUGCCGGCAGGGCGGACCGGGCAGCAACAACGUGGCCAAGGCACUGAUGCAACGAUUACCGACGGCGGCCAUCGUGCAGCGACUGCUAUCGGAUGAUUUCUUACAUGCCAAAAGCUCCAAGUUUCGUGAGAAUGCAUUGCAAACGGUGUUGUUUGCUUUAAUGACAUUCCCGAGCACCUACUUCGACAUUAAAACGCUCAUUUCCCGAGCAACCGAGGCGGCUCUGGAUCGCAAAAAACGCGUCCGGCAUGCUGCGCUGGACGUUCUUGCAGUGCUGGGACAAAUUAGCUCUCCUAAAUUGGUUCUAGACGUUGUCUGCGCCGCUGUCGGAACACGCCCGGAAGGAAACCAUCUGAUCACGGCCGUCAAAGCACGGCUGGCGCGGAAGCAGCUUCCUUUCAUUGGACCGGACGGUAGUGUGGAGUAUGCGAUUAAAGUUCCUUCCAACCGAUCCAGCACUGUCAUCAUGUUUGGGGCAGACGUCGACUGGAUCGAGGCUGGCAGUGGGUCCGCCUCGCCCACCUUCAACCGUCCCGGACGAAACAAAUAUCCAAGCUUUCAGGUGGAAAACAGCUCAUUUGAAGACAUGAGACAGAAACCUAGCUUCACUGUUUUCGAUGAGAUCAAGCAACCUAUAGAAACGGCGAAAAUUUCUACCAAUUCCGGAUGGACUUCCAAAAUACCUGUAUCAUAUUCGGAUAAUAUGGCUCAACCGCUGGGACCGAACGCCACUCGACCUCUGUACGGGAAUGGACAAUCGUCCAGGUCGUACCCGGAGCUGGCCGACGGUAAACAGGCUGCACCGUUUGCUGCAAAACCUGGGACAAUCAUGCAUCGAAAGAUGGAAGGAAAUUUGUCCGGCAUUCCGCAAAUUGCCAAUGGCAAAAUUUCGCGCAAUGGCUCUUCGUCAAGAUUUCCCGAAAUGGACCCGAAGACGAACGGUAAAGCCAUGCUGGCGAAGAACAAUAACCCGUACGAAAUGAGGACACUGCGAAUGCGGGGCAAACUCUAUUCCCGCAACAGUGAUGGGUUUAUGAGCGACACAAUCGCUAGUGCCAAUAAGCAAGUACACAACGAUAUUCGACCCGCAACCGAUCCGGUGGUAGAAAGCGAUGGGUUUAGACAAUCAAGGUUUGGCAUGCGGUUCUACAAUCCGAAUCUGAUUGGCAGCCACAACAAACAGCAAAUGACUACGCAUGUGCAGAAUCAGGAUGUAGACCAGCGUCCUAAUUUAUCACCGAGCAAAAGCUAUAACAACCACAACACCGGAAACAACAGUGGGACAAAUAAUCGGAGUAACAGUGCAAGCCACGGUGAACUUCAGAACUACUACGGCGACGCUAAUAUGGGCACUGGCGGCGGCACCGCACCAAACACGCCUCGUCGGUCACGAUUUCUCGGUGAGCGGCAGCCAUCCGUUCCGACGAUUAAUCAGGAGAGUUAUAUCAUUCAUCGGGACGAAAAUUACGACAGCGAGCAGGACGAGCGAUCGAGCAACGAUUCCACAUCUACGCGCAUUAUCUCUAAUAGCAUUUUGAACUUCAGAGAGCGUGAUCGGGAACGCGUUACGAUAGCGGGAGACGACGACUCUUACCCGUCUGCAAUUCCUGGUGGUAGUCGUCCUGCUUCCAUACCAUCCGUUUCGCGACCACAAUCCGUUAGCUCUCACAAGUCCAUCGGUUCCGGAGUACUUAAACAUCACAUGCCGGAUGGACGAUUAUCGCGUACGAGCAACGCAUCGUACAGUAAUGCUUCUUCAAAGACUACCAUGGGAGAUAACAGCUCGCUUAAAACGCACCGUUCGUUUGGUGGUAAAGCUGCCGAGGAUGAACGUGCAGACAGGGAAUGGUACGGAGAAAGGGCUGCGACCCCAGUACAUAGCGAACUGGAUGGAAUCAGUUCGAAUCAGGUGCAGUACGAGUCGGAUUACGAUGACGAUGAGGAUGACAAUGAGCGGAACGAUGAACGAAACUUUAAACCCAAAUCUCCCGUCACACCAAAGCGCUAUCCGACCCCGAGCCCGCAUCCGCUGCAAGGAUCCUACUCUACGGAAGAGCUUGCAAACCACCACAUGGACAGCCGGCAAGAGGAUGAAAACUUCAUGGACGAUGAGCAGGAAAUGCCGAUAUCACGGCCACGAAGCCGCGUACAGUCCGCUAGCAUGGGAAACUUGCAGCAUCUCGAUCACGAAGACAUGCCGGACGAAACCAUGAUGCCAGCUUCGCCGAAAAAAAUUCUCAAAAAGCCCUUCCUGGUGCGACGCAGUAGUAAGGUUGCACCAGUGAAAGAGGUUGUGUCGGGAGUGAAGGCUAAAAACAAGCUUAACGAGGUUAUCUUUCAGAAGACGUUGCGCAGAUUCGAGAAACCGAAAGAUGCGCUUAACAACUGCCUAACGCACCUCGAAAGCCCCAACUGGGAGCAAAACAUUAGUGGUCUGCAAUUCUUCGUGCGACUUAUUCGCCACCAUCCGGAGGUGAUCGAUACUCAGAUACAUCUGCUUUCUGUGGCUUUGGCAAAACAGGUGCGUAACCUGCGAUCGCAAGUGGCACGCGCUGCAUGCCAAGCUUCGGCGGAGUUUUUCUCCACCCACCGACGGUGUCUCGAGGGUGAGGCGGAAGACAUUGCUACCCAUCUGCUGCACCGCACGGCAGAUACGAACAAGUUCCUGCGGGCCGAUGCUACCCAAGCGCUCGAAUCCAUGUGCGACAACGUGUCGAUCCCGAAGGUGGUACACAUCAUUUCCUACAAGGGUGCCACUCAUCAGAACGCCGUGGUACGGACGACGGCCGCGAAGCUGCUGAACAAGAUCGUACAGCAACUCGGGUCGGAAAAGGUGUUCGCACUGCCGAAGGAAACCCGCGACAAGCUUAUCCUGACAGGGGCGCAUCUGCUGCUUGAGGGAUCGCUGGAGACCCGUAACUACACAAAGAGCGUGUUCAAACAACUAUCCGACCAUGCACACUACAGCAAAGUAUUAUUAGAAGUGAUACCUCCGCGGACGUAUAGGAAUAUAGAAAAACCACUGAACAGCAUUCGACAAAUAUCUUAAAUGUUCGCAAUCCUCAGCAAACGCUGUACAGGUAGUUGUUUCUUUUCGUUACCAAAGCGCUAGUGAAAUUAUCCUCUCCCUCUCUGUAAUAUUAUACUAUUAGUAAAAAUGUACGAAUUAAAAGCGAUGUUUUGAGUCACAAGCGUCAUAGCGUGUUGCUUGCUUACCUU